CUAUCGACAAACAAGAAAUGUUCCGAAUGUCUUUGAGGGCUGAGAACUAGUAAAGCGACAAAAAGGAAAGCGAAACAAAGAGGAUCAUGUCUGGAUUUCGGGCCAAGUUUCCCUCAGGAUCGGUUGCCCUCAGCGCCUACAGAGACCAGCACUUCAAGGGAAGUCGAACAGAACAAGAGAAGGCUCUUCUGACAUCUUCCACGCUGUACGUUGGAAACCUGUCAUAUUACACAACAGAAGAACAAAUUCAUGAACUUUUCGGCAAAUGCGGAGACAUCAAAAGAAUCGUCAUGGGUUUAGACAAAGUGAAGAAAACGCCCUGUGGUUUUUGUUUUGUGGAAUAUUACACCAGGGAAGAAGCGGAGUAUGCAAUGAGGUACGUCAACGGGACACGGUUGGAUGACCGCAUCAUUCGUACGGACUGGGACCACGGGUUCAAGGAGGGUCGGCAAUACGGCAGGGGGAAGAGCGGAGGACAGGUUCGAGACGAAUACAGAACCGACUACGACGAGGGGCGGGGAGGAUACGGGAAAAUCAUCGCUACCAAGAUCACCCAGUCCCGCGACCCCAUGUGACCUCCAGACUCGAUGUUGUCAAGGAGACCAGUUGAUUGGAUCGGAUAUGUCUUCUCCUCAGAACUGUCGUUUGGUUUAAAAGAAAUAUCUGACUGUGGGUGGAAGUUCAAAGGGCAACUAAAGGACAGUGACGAGAGAUGUUGGAUUUUUUAAAACUUGAACAUGAUUUGUUUCUGUUAUUUUUAUGAUAUGUGACAGUGGACUGUAAUUUCAUUCAUAUCAUUGAUAAGAUUUUGUAUGAAACAUGCAUGUUCAUGUAUAAUGGAAUCUUGUGUUUUACUUUUAUAGAGAACAGUCUGUUAAUUUUAAUUGUCAACUUGAAAUCAGUACCGGUAGAUCUGAGAGAUCAAGUCCUUUCUUCUAGAAUCCAUCAUAAGAUAUAAUUUGAUCAUUGAUUGUAUUGUAUGUAUUGUAACUACACAGUUGAUAACUUUCCAUUGAACAUGUUUGUUGACCAUUAAUCAUACAUUAUACUCUGUUUCACUGUGAAAAAAAUCCAGUUUUAUGAUGUACUGUGCAGAUAAAUGAAAGACUAUAAAGGAUUUUUUUUUAAA
Messenger RNA from Magallana angulata, 1129 nucleotides. Its product is annotated as nuclear cap-binding protein subunit 2-like. The record is from RefSeq and is a predicted model, not a curated record. Gene Ontology annotation, molecular function: RNA cap binding. Gene Ontology annotation, biological process: mRNA cis splicing, via spliceosome. The coding region runs from base 87 to 575 and encodes 162 amino acids. Gene Ontology annotation, cellular component: nuclear cap binding complex. The transcript has 4 exons. Lineage: Eukaryota; Metazoa; Mollusca; Bivalvia; Ostreida; Ostreidae.